Rotaria sp. Silwood1 is the source of this 549-nucleotide messenger RNA. The record is from the annotation of a GenBank genome assembly. Lineage: Eukaryota; Metazoa; Rotifera; Eurotatoria; Philodinida; Philodinidae.
AUGCAUAUAGGUGGUGUUUAUUUACUUAGUGGUACAAAUGUUGGAAAAAGUAGUUUAUUUAAUAGUCUUAUUGAUUCUGAUCUUUUUCAUAUUCAUGCACUUGAUUGUAUUCAACGUGCAACUCAAUCAAAUCUUCCUGGUACAAUAAUGAAUGUUCUUCGUUUUCCAAUCCAAUUACGAACUGGAAAAAAUCAAUUUAUGCGUGAAGAACGUUUAAAAGAACGCGAAGAAAAUGAAAUUGUUCCUGAUGAAAAUAGUAAUUCAAUUGAAAAUGAAACAAAUAUUGAUCGUAUGUUUCUUCUUUGCCUUCUAAGGAGUAAAAUAUUAACGACAAAUUGUUUAGAAAAUGUUGAAUCAACAGUAAAAUGGCCUCGUCGAUUUGAAUCUGAAAUGAAUUUAUCAAAAAGUGGUGUAUCAUAUACAUAUUCAUCUGGUGAAAAUUCUUUUUAUGAAGAUCGUUCAUUUGAAUCAAGUGAACAUAAUUAUAUAAAUUAUCGACAAAAGAAAAUGCGAGCUUUUAAUCCUGAUUCAUAUAAAGAUGAAAAAUAG